AUGGCGGCGUGGGUGUACCCACAGCUGCCGCCCACCCAGCUGCAACGCGAGGAGGAAGAUUCGCUGUCCCGUGAAUUACUGUGGCUGCUACGGUCCUUGCAGGAUUCUUUGGCUGCUUUACGUGAAGGCUUUCAAGAAUGCGCCGCCCUACUCGCCCCGUCCGAACCAGGCUCAACAUUGGUGCUGUCGUCUCUACGCUCUGAGAGUGUCAAGGGAUAUGUAACUAGGGUUGGGCCAAAGAUCGUCAAGGGGGACGUGCAUCUUCGUAUGCAGACUUUAGCUCCUCCGCGGGGCUCAAAUUCCACAAGGCUCUUUCUUUCCAGCGCCCCCACUGCCCCGGAAUUAGUUCUGGAGCAGCUCGUGUCGGCUCGCCGGCAUAUUAACGACUGCCUUGAUGUCGUCGAUGUCAGCACCUUCACAGGUGACCCCAUGAACGCCAGCUUUAUAUCCGGCCAACUGCGACUUUUACAGGACCAUAUAAGAGAGGCACAGCAUGCUUUAAAAGGCGAGCGAGAAGAUACGCGAAAGCCAUGGAAUGAAGGAAGUGUGGAUGCGAAUGCAUUCGACCCUCCUCUUUCAAGCUAUCUCUCAUUCUAUCUUACUAUCUCUGAGGCCGCGCUUGUCCUCUACCUGCGUACUCUUGAACCUCUGGGCGCUUCUGAGCACCCACCCACUUAUUUUUCUGGCGAGCUUGGACUAAGUGGAUUCUCUCUCCGUGAUCGCCUCUUUGGUACAAAGCAGUCGACUCAUGAUGAGGCAGGGGAUGUAUUUAACUGGAGGGGUGAAGACGUAAAGGUCAAGGAAAAGAUAAGAGUUGAAAGCCAGGACCCUAGUCUGAUGGCAGUUAUGGCUAAAUUGAUUGCCUUACAGCAUGAAACUGCCAAGCUAAGGAAAGCUCUCGGGGUUGUAAUGGGGGAUGAAGAAAGUGAUAGUGAGUAG
Ophidiomyces ophidiicola is the source of this 939-nucleotide messenger RNA. RefSeq lists its product as uncharacterized. Bases 1 to 939 code for a protein of 312 amino acids. The transcript has 4 exons. The record is from RefSeq and is a predicted model, not a curated record. Gene Ontology annotation, cellular component: RAVE complex. Lineage: Eukaryota; Fungi; Ascomycota; Eurotiomycetes; Onygenales; Onygenaceae.